Pistacia vera is the source of this 721-nucleotide messenger RNA. RefSeq names its product cytochrome c6, chloroplastic-like. Gene Ontology annotation, molecular function: iron ion binding; heme binding; electron transfer activity. The record is from RefSeq and is a predicted model, not a curated record. The coding region runs from base 79 to 615 and encodes 178 amino acids. Lineage: Eukaryota; Viridiplantae; Streptophyta; Magnoliopsida; Sapindales; Anacardiaceae. The transcript has 6 exons.
UACCACAGCCAGGCUAUUUUCCGUUGAACACUUUAUCUUACUGUGCGACUCUCAACUCUCACAGGUACAAGAACAGAAAUGCCGCUUCUUUCCAUGGCAUCUUGUUGUAUAAAUACAAAAUUUCGUCUCGCAACCAAGGGAAAUGAGAAAGGAGGAGGAGGAGGAGAAAUACAGAGCCACCCAGCUCCUUUGCUGAAUAAACAAGUUAAGUUUGUGAAGAGCUUGGCUCCACCUUUAAUGGCUGCACUUGUAAUCUUGUCUCCUCUCGUCAACGAUCCAGUAUCACUUGGGCAAACCAUUGAUAUACAAAGAGGGGCCAGAUUGUUCAGUCAAGCUUGCAUUGGAUGCCAUGAUGCAGGCGGAAACGUAAUUCAACCAGGUGCAACCCUCUUUAUUAAAGAUCUACAAAGAAAUGGAGUUGACACAGAAGAGGAGAUAUACCGUGUAACAUACUUUGGCAAAGGAAGAAUGCCUGGUUUUGGGGAGAAUUGCACACCAAGGGGACAAUGUACAUUUGGAGCACGUUUGCAAGAUGAAGAGAUUAAGCUUUUGGCUGAGUUUGUGAAGUCACAGGCUGAUCAAGGUUGGCCGAAAAUAGAAAGUAUCGAAGACUGAUCCUUGCAUCCAAAUUUUGUAAAUGUUAUUUCACAUCUUCAAUGUAAGGAGCUUUGUUUAUUGAAAUUAAUUAUACGUGGGACUUACUAAUACUUGAUUUUUUAAU